Messenger RNA from Oncorhynchus keta (chum salmon), 4704 nucleotides. RefSeq names its product guanine nucleotide-binding protein G(o) subunit alpha-like. The transcript is spliced from 8 exons. Gene Ontology annotation, molecular function: mu-type opioid receptor binding; GTP binding; corticotropin-releasing hormone receptor 1 binding. NCBI's taxonomy places the organism in Eukaryota, Metazoa, Chordata, Actinopteri, Salmoniformes, Salmonidae. Gene Ontology annotation, cellular component: heterotrimeric G-protein complex. The coding region runs from base 357 to 1421 and encodes 354 amino acids. Gene Ontology annotation, biological process: adenylate cyclase-modulating G protein-coupled receptor signaling pathway; G protein-coupled dopamine receptor signaling pathway. The record is from RefSeq and is a predicted model, not a curated record.
CUAGGUGAGUCUCGCGCACACUGCCUUCCCUUCCCCUCCUCUCUCUGUCGGUUAUUGUGAAGAGAUUGAACGAUGAGAUCGCUCGCGCUCGCUGUCAUCAGUGCCGCCCUAUAGAGACCCCUCAGCCCCGAGGCUCGAAUACAACGACCUCACCCCCCGCUCCAAGAGGGACGGAGCGCAAUCCAUAGAGGCACAGAGAAAAAACCCUGUUCGGACCCGGCUUCAUUUGCCCUCAAUCCGGGCCUCAUGCUGUAGCAGACUGAACGAGCGAGGGAGAGAGACAAACAUACAGAUUGAGUCGGCGAGGGACAGGGCGGAAUAGAGGAGAAGAAGGGAUUGUUCAUUCGGCUCUAGACAUGGGAUGUACACUCAGCGCUGAGGAGCGCGCAGCUCUGGACAGGAGCAAAGCCAUCGAGAAAAAUCUGAAGGAUGAUGGAGUCACUGCCGCAAAGGAGGUGAAACUGCUACUGCUUGGGGGAGGAGAAUCGGGCAAAAGCACCAUCGUCAAACAGAUGAAGAUUAUCCAUGAGGAUGGCUUUUCUGGGGAUGAUGUGAAGCAGUAUAAGCCUGUGGUCUACAGCAACACCAUCCAGAGUUUGGCUGCCGUCCUCCGAGCUAUGGACUCUCUGGGCAUCGAGUACGCAGAUAAGGACAGAAAGGCGGAUGCUAAGCUGGUGUGUGAUGUGGUCACUCGUAUGGAGGACACAGAGCCCUACUCAGCAGAGCUGCUGACAGCUAUGAAGCGUCUGUGGGCCGAUGCCGGGACCCAGGAGUGUUUCAACAGGGCCAGGGAGUACCAGCUCAAUGACUCCGCUGCCUACUACCUGGACAGUUUAGACCGUAUUGGUGCUGCUGACUACCAGCCCACCGAGCAGGAUAUCCUGAGAACUCGAGUCAAGACCACUGGCAUCGUGGAGACCCAUUUCACCUUCAAAAACCUGCACUUUAGGCUGUUUGAUGUUGGAGGCCAGAGGUCAGAGAGAAAGAAGUGGAUUCACUGCUUUGAGGAUGUGACAGCCAUUAUCUUCUGUGUGGCACUAAGUGGCUAUGAUCAGGUUCUGCAUGAGGAUGAAACCACUAAUCGCAUGCACGAGUCCCUCAUGCUCUUCGACUCUAUCUGUAACAACAAGUUCUUCAUCGACACCUCCAUCAUCCUCUUCCUCAACAAGAAGGAUCUGUUUGAGGAGAAGAUUAAGAAGUCACCACUGAGUAUCUGUUUCCCUGAAUAUACAGGUGCUAACACUUAUGAUGAUGCUACCGCAUACAUUCAGGUGCAAUUUGAGAGUAAGAGCCGUUCGCCCAACAAGGAGAUCUACUGUCACCUGACCUGUGCCACUGACACAGGAAACAUCCAGGUAGUGUUUGACGCAGUCACUGACAUCAUCAUCGCCAACAACCUGAGGGGGUGUGGCUUAUACUGAGGCCUAGCCCUGCACAGAGGUUGCAUUAGAGGGUGUGAGGUGGUUAAUAAUAAUAAUAAUUUUGAUGAUAUUAAAAGGCAUAAUUAUGUAAAUCUACACGUCCAAAGGGACCCAAAGAGCUGCCGCCAGACACCACGACGGAUUCUUUGCCAUGUUCUGUCUGUUCCUCUAUUCCUUUUUUUAAUUUCAGAAUUCCACCACCCCUCUUUUGUUUAUUUGUUAUCAACAUGUGGUUCCUACUGAAUGUCUUUCAUGUUUUGUUGUUGAUUGUAUGAACAACUGUAAGAUGUGAAUCAGAAAAGGGACAGUCCAGGGGGUAUAUUCUGUUUUCGUGCCAUGUUUCGCAACAAAUUAGAUAGAAAUGUUAUGCAUAGAGCGGAGAAGGUCCUCUUUUCCUUGUGAUAGAGAUUUGUGUCAGUUCUAUACAUAACAUCUGUAUCUGCAACAUCCAGAACAUUGAGCCAAAAUGAAUGUACCCCUUGGUGCUCCGUUUGCAGAGGUGAUGUUGUGCUCUACGUGAUGAUGUAAUAGGGGAGGUACUGGUGGCUGGGGCUCGUAGUGGGGGUUCUGUCCAGCGUUGGAUAGAACCCCCCCUCUGUUGGACUCACACAGGGCUGCUCUACAUGAGCUCCUUCUGCUCUGUUUUAUUCCUCUCUCUUUCAAACAUCCAGAAGGGGGGGCCGUUCUGUUUGUGUGGCAGGCUCUGCCAUUGGUCUCCUGCAGUGUGAUGAAAUGCCUCUCAGCCAAUGAUAUAUCUGUCGGGAAAGUGUGAUAUCAGUGCCAACCUUCUGAGCAUGACAGAUAGGGGAAUAGAAUUAGAGAUCAUCGAUCACUUUCACACUAUCUUUACAAUAUAAUGUAAUUGAAGGGACGCGUACGCUUUAUUAUCAUCAAAUUAUUUAUGCAUUUUAUUUCAACCUCAUGCCCUCCAUGCUUCCUCCUACCUCCUAGAAUCCCGUGCCACAUAUUUAUUUCCUGUCCUGUCAGACCGGUGGAACACCACUUCCUGUCUCAGUCUCAGAGGGUCUAGAGCUGCUCGGAUGGACCGUCUCAAAUGUCACCUCCCAUGUAGUGUACUACUUCUUCAAAAGUAGUACAUCAUAUGGGGAAUAGAUUAGCAUUUUAGACUUGUCCACUGGUCAGUGAUGUAUCAUAUGGUUGUCUCCUGGUCUCCUUUCACUUAUCACUUAUCACUGAGAUGAAAGGACUGGACAGGUUUCCACCGUGUUGUUUUCACUCACUCGUCCUUACAGAUUUGUAGUUUUAGGAGAGGACAGCCACAGACCACUGACCAGUCUCUCUGCUUGUUCAAAAGGGUCUUCCUGGGUGCUCUUUAUGUAAUAAAACAAUAUGUGAAUGCUCAGUUAUUUGGAAGUUGAGGUAAUUUGUAGAUUAGAUAAGCCACACAGUGCUUAGCUCAGGAUGACCCUUGUGAGCAAGCAUGCUGAAUUCCAAAUCCAUCCAUACUACCCCCUUCUCGGAAUUCCUGUAGAUUUGAAAGGAUUUGAUUGGUUUAACAUUUUCAUGUCCAUAACGGAAAUGUAUAAUAUGUUCUCUAAGUUUAUUGAUGGACAAAUCUGAAGAUUUUAUUUACAUCUGCCGCAGAGUUUGUCUACAACAAUGUGUUUUUGAUAUUGUACUAUAUUUAGUCUUUGGACACAUGGGGUUACUGGUUUUUACACAUUUCAUGAAUCAAGUCCUAUAAAUACAUGUUCAAAUUAUCAGAUCUUUUACAUUUUUGACAUGUAGAUUGUCCGGACCAAUAUAUAUAUAUAUAUAUGAAAACAAUACCUAAGGAAAUCCACACACACACACCCCUAGAGUGCAUGCAUCAAAUGCAAGUCAAUAGAGACUGGAGAGUGAGUGAUUUUACAGUAUUGUCCCUCUUUCUCAGAUCUUAAACAUGUUCACAUCUUAAUAAUUUUUGCUAUAUAGAUUGUCUAGACCAAUAUAUAAAUAUAAAAACAAUAUCUAAAGAAAUCCACACACACUCCUAUAGUAUAUUAUACAGCAUAAGCAAAUCCAAUGUAAGUCAAUGGCGAGUGAGUCCUGCUACAGCAUUCUCCCUCUUUCUCUCCCUCUCACAAGCACACGCCUGUGUAUACACACCACAGACAUCAAUGCACACCUGUGUUUGUGUGUGUGUGGGUAUGUCUGUGGUAUGUGUGUGUGUGAUAAAAUUACUCCAUUGAAUUUGCUUAUACUGCAUGUACUCUAGGGUUGUGUGUGUGAGAGAGUGAGUGGAUUUCUUUCGAUAUUGUUUUCAUAUUUAUAUUGGUCCGGACAAUCUAUAUACCAAAAAUGAUUAAGAUCUGAUCAUUUGAACAUGUAUUCACAUGACAUGAUUAGUGUAAUAUGUAAAAUACAAUAACCCCAUGUGUCCAAAAACUAAAUAUAGUACGAUACAGAAACGGCUGUAGUUCACAAACGAGUUUAAUCAUCUAUUUGAAAUAUUUGGGCUUAAACGGGUCAAAGAACAAUACUUUAUGCUAUUAAACUAUACAAUUCUGAGAUGUAUUUCAAAAUACAUAUGCUGAAGUCAUUUUAAUGAUUAUUAUUGUCACAAAACCCCAAUUUUGGAGGUAUGAUAGAAAAUGACAAUCUUAAAACGUCAAUGUGGCCUGUCUAGACACUCGUACUAUGUUAUCACUAAAUGUAAUGCAUUUACAUCAAAUAGAAUGUGUUCAGUGGCACAUUUUGAUAUUGUACUAAAUAUAGUACAUGGAGGUGAAUGGGUUAGACAAUAUGGUAAUUGUGUCACCUUCUCUUCUGAUUGAGUGGGUGGUAUUUUUGACAAAUUGCUUUAUAUAUAUAUAUAUAUAUAUAAAUAUAUAUAUACACACACAAUUGUUUUAGAUCUACAGGCGUGCCCAAGCAGCAGGGGCUAGGGUAGAGUUGGAAUUCAGCAGCAGUCUCUCAGUGGGGAGUUUGGGUUAACCCUAACCCCUACCCAUCUGACCUCUUAACCCUGAGCAGGCCACAGUUAAACCCCGGCUGUCACGUUCUCUCUUUUCAUAGAGGAAAAGUACCUGUGCACCUGAAGAUACAUCCUCUCCCUCUAUCACAUGUCGUUCCUCAUUUCUCUCAAUCCCCCUUUCCAUUUUCACCUUAUACACCGUACUGUAUAUAUAUGAUUAUACCAGAUUUCUUUUUUUUUUUACUGUGAAUGCUUUUGUUCUGCACCCCUUCCUUCUCUGUAGUUUAUUGGUUGCUCUCUCAUGUGGAAUGUUUGUGCUGAGCCAAUCGAAUGUUGUGUUUACAUUAAAGCCACUUUUCCUAACUA